Molecule: messenger RNA, 7330 nt
Organism: Drosophila virilis
Lineage: Eukaryota; Metazoa; Arthropoda; Insecta; Diptera; Drosophilidae
Gene: BRWD3
Product: bromodomain and WD repeat-containing protein
Biological process (GO): cytoskeleton organization; regulation of cell shape; regulation of transcription by RNA polymerase II
Cellular component (GO): nucleus
Molecular function (GO): protein binding
Source: RefSeq, a predicted model, not a curated record
UGAAUGACAACUCGUAGUGUCACAGAAGAAGAAGCUGAAAAAAGUAUUUCAGGCGAAUAUCAGUGCGACAAUUUUGUACUUUCGUAAUAAAAUGUGUAAUAAUGGAAAACAGGCAGCCCAGUUUAAAUGAUGUGAUAGUGCCAGAAUUGUACUUCCUAAUUUCCAAAUUUCUUACUGCGGGGCCGCUGGAAGAGACUGCAAAGGUUCUAGUGCAAGAAUUAGAACAAAAGAAGGUACUGCCCCGGCGCAUUGACUGGCUGGGCAAUGAACAUGAGCAGACCUUUGCCGAAUUGGAACAAAAAUACGCGCACAUUGGCCCGAAUCAUCUGCUAGAAAUAUGCAGUCGUCUUGGCCCGCUUGUCGACAAGGAGCUGGCGCCGAGCGUCCCAGGAAUAACAUCAUUGCUUGGCACAGGCCGUCAAAAUUUGUUACGCACAAAAGACACUGUCUACCGGCAUCGCACCCUGCGCGAUUAUUGCACACGUCUCCAUGGCAUAUCAUUGCCAGAUUCGAGACUCACAAAGCCCACACACAAUUUAGCCAAGGUAAUUACCGGCCGCGAACAUGGGGGUGUGGUGCGCCGUAAGCUACUGGUGCCCACGGAUCUCUAUCGGAAGACAAAGCUGUUGCGGCGCACUGUUGGCCACUUGUCGUCGGUAUAUUGUGUGCUCUUUGAUCGCACAGGUCGCUAUAUAAUAACUGGCGCUGAUGACUUGCUGAUCAAGAUUUGGUCCGCUGCGGAUGGGCGUCUGUUGGCUACGCUGCGCGGCGCCUCAGCAGAAAUUACCGAUAUUGCCAUUAAUUUGGAUAACACAAUGUUGGCCGCGGGCUCUGUUGAUCGCAUUUUGCGCGUCUGGGACAUGCAAACAACUUCACCAAUAGCAGUUCUUGCCGCCCAUACGGGCAUGAUAACUUCGGUUAACUUUUGCCCAUCACCACGAAGCGAUCUCAAAUAUUUGGUGACAACCAGCACAGAUGGCUCUAUUGCAUUCUGGCAAUAUUCGACGCCACGUGGCCAAAAGAUAACAUUCGCACCAAGGCCCACACAAUACCACGAAAAGUUGCGACCAGGACAGGCACAAAUGAUGUGCACCACGUUCUCGCCGGGAGGAAUGUUUUUGGCCGCCGGCUCUGCAGAUCAUCAUGUGCGUGUCUAUAUGAUGGCCGAAGAUGGGCCCAAGCGUAUUCUCGAAACAGAGGCUUACACAGAUGCCGUAGAUUCAGUCCAGUGGUCGCACCGUGGGCUGCGUUUCAUAUCGGGCAGCAAGGAUGGCACAGCCCACGUCUGGACCUUUGAGUCGCAGCAGUGGAAGAGCAUUAAAUUAUGCAUGACCGAACGGCUGCCAAGCUGUCCAGAGCCGGAAGAAGGCAAGAAAUUAAAGGUUACAAUGGUCGCCUGGGAUGCUUCAGAUCGUUAUGUCAUUACGGCAGUCAAUGAUUUUACCAUUAAAAUUUGGGAUUCAAAAUCAGCUAAGUUGCAUCGCGUGCUGCGUGGUCACAAGGAUGAGUUAUAUGUGCUGGAAUCGAAUCCAAGGGAUGAGCAUGUUUUACUCUCUGCCGGCCAUGAUGGCCAGGUAUUUCUGUGGGAUAUUGAGCAGGGCGUAGGUGUGGCCCAGUUUUUUAAUGACAUCGAUGGCCAGGGACAUGGUAGCGUGUUCGAUGCCAAAUGGUCACCGGAUGGCACCAUGAUUGCGGCCACCGAUUCACAUGGUCACAUACUGAUCUUUGGCCUUGGUAUUGGCACUGAUAAGUACAAAUUGCUGCCAACAGAGCUCUUUUUUCACACGGAUUUUCGACCGCUGCUUCGUGAUGCACACCAUCACGUGGUGGAUGAGCAAACACAGAUAAUGCCGCAUUUAAUGCCGCCUCCAUUUCUGGUCGACGCCGACGGCAAUCCCCAUCCGACAAAGUAUCAACGGUUUGUUCCCGGUCGUGAAAGCUGCAGCACGGAUCAGCUGAUACCCAAUCUAACCGUGGGAAUUGACGGGAUUGUUAUCGAGGAUAAUAUAAAUGCGCCGCCGAACGCUGCAGCAGCUCCUGGGCCUGCUGCCGCUCCUGUUGCUGGUGUGGGAGGGGGAGCCGCAGGAGCAGUUGGUGCAGGUGGAAAUUAUUCACAUAUCGAUCGGAUGAUUGCUGCACUUGCCAAUCGUCAGGGCAACAAUGCCAACGCCAACGAUGCCAACAAUGCAAAUCAGUCAUUUGAGCGCUUAAUAAUGCGCCAGGGUCAGGACCACAUGCCCGAUUCAAAUUCUUCGCGCAAUACCCCGCAACGUGGCAACGUGCUGGGCGGUCGUCGUUCUCUAGCUGAAGGAGCACCUCGUCAGGGUUGGGCCGCAGCACUGCCUGUUGCGGCGCCAGCUGUGGCUGAGCAGGCGCAGGUCGAACCUCGGCUGGCAUUACCUGCCCAACAGGCAAUGCCUUUGAAAUUUGUGCGUCGCACCUACGUGCGUCCCAUGAAGUAUGCGCAACUGCAGAACCUCAAGCAGACCAUAUAUUCGAUCGGCCAGUACGAGAUGCAGGAAUACAAGCGUGAGAUGCGUCGCCGUCCAAUUAUGAUAAAUACGGCAAGUGCCGCUUCGGCGCUGCUGGCUGGAGUCGGCAGGCCACGCAAUACGCGAUCCAACGGUGCCGGACGGCCCGGACGAAGACGUGGCGCCCAAUCUGGUCAACAGCAGCAAGGUGGCCAACAACCUGCGUAUCGUACGCGUGCUGUGCGUGGUCAGGAGGAACACUAUGAUGAUGCCGCGGCGCCCGCUGCACAUGAGGAGGAAGAAGAGGAUGAUAGCAGCAACAGCUCAGGUGACACCAGCUACUCUAAUGUGGAAGAGAAUCUAGAGGAUAGCAGCGAUGAAUCAGAAACAGAUAGCUCCGAUUACUCAGAUUGGGUGGCUGAUACGCCCGGACCAAAUCUUGAGCCACCAAAGCGCUCCAAGCGCAAACCACUGUCACGUCGUCGCACUAUAAGCGAUGACAGCAGCGAUGAUGCGACGCCAGGCAAUACAGCAGUCGGCAAUAAAAAGCGCGGACGAAAACGUGUCCUCAUCCCACCAACUACACCUAAUGGCGAAAUCCCAGAGCUUUACCGUCCAGCCGAGUGGCUAUCGGAGGUGAUACCACGUAAGGCGCCCUACUAUCCACAAAUGGGCGACGAGAUUGUUUACUUUCGCCAGGGCCAUCAGCGCUAUCUGGAGGCGGUGCGUCUCAAAAAGGUCUACAAGCUGUCGCACAGCUCUGAGCCCUGGAAUUUUCGAACACUCCGCGAUCAUGAGCUGGUACGUGUGAUUGGCAUUAAAUACGAGAUUCGUCCGCCGCGUUUAUGCUGCCUCAAACUUGCCAUCAUCGAUGACGAGGGCAACAUGACGGGCACCACAUUUAAAAUUAAGUACCAUGACAUGCCCGACGUAUUGGACUUUCUCGUUCUGCGCCAGACCUUCGAUUUGGCGGUGCAGCGCAACUGGAGUAUCUCGGAUCGAUUUCGCUGUAUGAUCGGCGACGGCUGGUGGAUGGGCCAGAUUGAGUCGCGUCAUGCGCUUAGUGCUGAUUUUCCCGACUCAUUUUUUAUGUGUUUCCGCGUGCGCUGGGAUAAUGGUGAAUACGAGUACAUGAGUCCCUGGGAUAUGGAGCCCAUCGAUGAGCAGCGGUUGCCAGAUGAAGUGGGCGGUGCUGUACCCGUACUGCCGGAAGAGAUACGCGCCACGCUAUAUCAGCCCAAGUCCGAGGAAUGGCAUCGGGGCGAUCGCGAUGGCACGUGCCGUCGCAUCAUCAAUGGACUUGAGCAGGUCAUGCGUUUGUCUAUUGCAGAGCAUUUUCUGGCGCCAGUGGACCUCAACAUUUACCCAGAUUAUGCCUAUCUAAUUGAGUAUCCCAUCGAUUUAACAACGGUCAAAUCGCGCUUUGAAAAUCACUUUUACCGUCGUAUAACCUCGGCACAGUUUGAUGUCCGCUAUCUAGCCACCAAUGCUGAGCAAUACAAUCGCCGGCACACAAGCAUCGUGAAGCAUGCACGGAUUGUGACUGAUCUGUGUCUGCGUAUCAUUAGAGAAGCGGAUGAAAUAGACGUGGCGGCCGUUUAUCAUCAACUAGUGGACGUUUAUCACUCCUCAGAGUCAGAAAACGAAGCUGAUUCGGAUGUUGUACCAUCGACAAGCACCGGUCCAACCACCUCAGCAGCUGCUGCCCGCCAGCGCGUUUCAUCGACACGACGGUCGAAUCGCAUACGCUCCGACGGCGACUGGCGCUCUGAUUGCCGGCAACUAUUGGAUAUGAUGUGGCAGCGGCCUGAUUCAUUACCAUUUCGUGAACCAGUCGAUACAAUUGAGUUUCCGGACUAUUUGGAAAUCAUUGCCACACCGAUGGAUCUGCGUACAGUCAAAGAGGAUCUACUGGGUGGCAAUUACGAUGAUCCAUUAGAUUUUGCCAAGGAUGUGCGACUUAUAUUCCUCAAUUCUAAGAACUACAAUACCAACAAACGCUCACGGAUCUAUGCAAUGACAUUGCGUUUAAGUGCCCUCUUCGAGUCGCACAUCAAGACGGUGGUUAGCAGUUGGAAGGCGGCGCGCAGACGCGCCAACAAGAACAAGUCCGGCAGCAGUGGACGCGGCUCUAGUAGCCCCAGCAAGCGAACGCCUACGGAUCGCACCACGCGGCGCACACAAAAGCCGCCUGGCGCUGCCAGAAGGCUACCAGCGCAUACGAGCGAAGAAGAUGAGGACGACGACGAUGAUGAUGACGAUGAUAGUGUUGCGCCGCAGCAGCAGGUGCCGCGUGGCACUCAACGCGGCAGCAGGCGUCGCAAUGGCGUAGCCGUUAGUGCCACGAUUUCGAGCUCUAAUCGUGUGACAUCAUCGUCGUCUAAUCCACAGCAGCGACGCCACGAGAGCAGCAGCAAUUCGGAGAGCGAUGAGGAGGAAGAGGAGGAGGAAACAACCUCGGAUGCAAGCAGCGAUGACAAUGAGGAUGAGGAAGCGCACUCCAAUGGCAGCUCGCCGCAGCAUACACGUCGCCGCCGCGGUCGAGUAGCGCGCCAGAAUGUCAGUGAUGAUGAGACCAAUGCCAACGACUCGGAAGAGAGCUACAACCCUAACGAACGGCGACGUGGUCGUGCAGGCGGUGGUGGGGGCAACAAGCGCAAGCCCAACAGCCGCCUCCACCAUAGCAACAAAAGACAUCGAGUGGAUCAGACUGUUCAGCCUGGUGGCAGUCGUGGUGCUACUGUGGCACCCACUCGUCGCACACGCCGCUUGCUAGGCAGCUCUGAGGACGAACAUCAGGCGGAAGCCUCUCAUUCCCAACCAGAUGAUAGCACUCAGGACAGUCAGACAACCCGCAAGAAAGGGCGACCGGCGAAAAACAAGAGCGCGACGGCUACUGGAAAUGGGCCGGGCACUAGUGCGGCUGCUGUAUCAGCCGGAUCUAGCCUCGAGAGCCCCUCCCGAAAUACGCGCGCCAAUGGCGGACGAUCACAAAAUGCUGCCGAAAAUGAUCACAGCUACCAUCUGCCCGUUCGUAAUGGUCGCAUUAUUGAUUCGGAUACAGAUUCACAUGGACCAGUAGGUCGACCCACAAGGCAGAGCGCAAAACGUGCGAUCAUGGAUUGGGCACGCGGCAGUGAUAUCGAAGAGGAGGAGGACGAUGAAAGCGAAGAGGCUGAAGAGAUACUACCCACGCCCACUAAGGACGACAUGCCGUCGACUAGCCGGGCUGCCUUAGGUCAUGUGGCCGGUGCAGCCACAUCAGCACGUCAGCUGCGCACAAAUCGCAAUACCGUGGUAACUGCUGCCGCGGAAAGCGACGAUGAUGAUGACAGUGAUAAUGAGCCGUUGGCUAAUAACCAGCAAAAAACUGCCACUGGACCCGCAAAGACUAGCACAUCAGCUCCUCAUCCGUUGACUUUGCGUCGCCGUUUACCUUCGGUACCACGUAGCAUGCAUAUGACGCGCUCGCACGCUACAUCUACUACCAACAGCUCAAAUCAGCAGGAGCCAGCAAUGGCUGCGCACGAUCACAACUAUUUGGGCAGCGAGUCAGCGGCGGCCUCGCGUGCCCCUCGCCGCGUAUUAUCACGUCAUCAGCGCAAUGCGGAUGAAUUGGACACAACCAAUGAUCCGCUGAAUAGUUCUCGUUUGCUGUCCAUAUUGUCUAAUCACAGACGUCCCACCUCCACAACAAACAAUGUAACAACGCGACGAUUGCGCUCUCGUAACAGUCAGGAGCAUUCGCAGGGCGAAGAGGAAGACGAGGAAGCGGCGGAAUUGCCUGACGGAGAGGAGGCCGCUGCGUCAGACGAAGGCACCGAUGGCGGCUCCAGCUCUCAGGGCAGCAACGACGACGAUGAUGAUGAAGAACCAACUGCCACAGACUCUGAAGACAAUCAGCCCCUAACCAGCUACGUAUCGCCCAGCAAUGGGCGCACAUCACGUAAAACCAAAACUUCUUCCUCAUCGGCAGCGACCGCAACACAGGGACGUGAACAGCGCCAACGUCGUCAGCUUCGUGCCACCUCUGAUCAGUCCCUUAACGAUGACGAUGAUGAUGAUUAUGAGGCUCCGCGUGGUCGGCUACGUAGCAAUCAGCGCAGCGGUCGCAAUCAGAAACGUCCACGCUACAAUGAGCAAUCAGAUGAGGACGAUCAAAAUCAGGGGCACAGUCAGCGUAAGCGCUUACGUAACGGCGAUGUUCAUACGGCAACUAACAACAGCAAUAGCUCACAAGAACGUGAGGAGCAGCAACGCACGGAGGAUGGCAACAGCAGUACGGCGGAAAGUGAUGAACAACUGGUGAGCGUCAGCAGCCGAGGACGCGUGCGCAAGAUAUCAGCAAAGGCGCGUGGCAUAUUUAAGGAUUGAAAUUGGGCGCCCAGCUGCGCUGCGCUCAAGACUGUUUUAUGUAUAAAUUAAUUAUAGUCGUAUGAGCAAAUAACAUUUUUCUAUCAUUUGCUUCUUAUUAUUGAUUAAUGUGUAAGAGUAAUUCAUUGUCAUUGUAAUACGUCAGGUGUCCUGUGUACCGCCAUCCACACCCACUACUAAGCCCUUUUCAGGAUAGGCUUAAGCAAAUUGUGUUCUCAUUUAAUCAUAUUCACUAUAUAUAACACAGAUCCCAAAAAAUAUUCAUGCUUUGUUCAAGAAUUUAAGUUCUUAUUUUAUGUGGCACGCUUACCAGUCUUUGCCGCUACACAUUUCCAUGUAGCUGCGCCUCUGGGUGCUGCCGCAAAAAACUGUAUGUAUUUCUAUAUAUAUAUAAUAUACAUAUAUUUAAAUAAAAGUAGCAUUCAAGGAUCACACACUUCAUUUAAAAUAGAUUAUAAAAUAAAGUAUCAACAAAAACAGAUCUA